AUGCACAUGAUCCUCGUCUCAACCUACGUGGAGCAACGCGAUGUACCCGGCAUCGAUUGUGCUCAUUUGGCGAUGGACACCGAAGAAGGUGUCGAAGUCGUGUGGAAUGAAGUGCAGUUUAGUGAAAGAAGAAACUUCAAAGCGCAAGAGGAGAAAAUUCAAACAGUUUUCGAGAAUUUAACACAGCUGGAACAUCCCAACAUAGUCAAGUUUCAUAGAUAUUGGACUGAUACACAUAAUGAUAAGCCUAGGGUAAUUUUUAUAACCGAAUACAUGUCGUCGGGUUCACUGAAACAGUUUCUCAAACGAACUAAACGGAAUGUGAAGAAAUUACCAUUGCAAGCAUGGAAGCGAUGGUGUACUCAAAUCUUAUCAGCACUUAGUUAUUUGCAUUCCUGUACCCCGCCGAUCAUACACGGCAAUCUUACCUGUGAUACAAUUUUUAUUCAGCAUAAUGGUUUAGUUAAAAUUGGUAGUGUAGCGCCCGACGCAAUUAAUCAUCAUGUGAAGACAUGUCGAGAGAAUAUUAAGAACAUGCACUUUAUUGCACCAGAGUAUGGUGCUGUUACUGUGAAUGCUGUUGCUAGUAGUCUUACCCCCGCCAUUGAUAUCUUCUCAUUUGGUAUGUGCGCCCUGGAAAUGGCAGCACUUGAAAUCCAAGGAAAUGGUGAUUCUGGAACGAUGGUGACACAAGAAAAUAUUCAUCGUACGAUUGAGAGUCUUGAGGAUGGCCAACAAAAGGAUUUCAUUUCGAAGUGCCUGAGUUAUGAUCCCGCUGAGCGACCAAGUGCGAAAGAGCUUUUAUUUCAUUCGUUGCUAUUUGAAGUUCAUUCUUUGAAACUUCUUGUUGCACAUUGUCUUUUGAAUACAGCACCAAAUUUCUCAGACACGAUAACCGAUGAAAUGAUGCGACGCAGAUAUAAGCCUGAUGUCGUUCUCGCUGACAUUCCCCGCACCAAUGAUCCUGUUGAAUUCAAGUUGGCGAAUGUGCCAACUGCUGAGAAGCUGGAAAAGUUUUUAGAAGAUGUUAAGUAUGGCAUUUAUCCCCUAACAGCAUUUUCAGCACGACAACCACCCACACCACGACCUCGAGCCAUCUCACCAGAAACAGCUGAAUCAAUAAAAUCAGCAUCACCUGAACCAUUGGACAUUGAAUCGCGUAAAGUUGUGAAUAUGAUUUGUAGUGUUAAGCCAAUAGAGAAUAGCAGUGAACUUACGAUGACAAUACUUUUACGAAUGGACGAUAAAAUGAAUCGUCAACUCACAUGUCAGAUAUCACAAGAUGAUACAGCGAUAGCCUUAUCACAUGAGCUCGUGCAUUUGGGUUUUAUAAAUGAUAAUGAUCGAGAGAAAAUUGCCACAAUGAUCGAAGACACGCUAUUACAAACUAGUAAGCAACAACAAUUAUUAGGCGCAACACGACUGUCAACGGGAGAUCAUCCAAUGUCAAUGCCAAUUCACACGACCAGUAUUGAGCGUAGUUGGACAGUAGCUGAUGAAUCUCCGGGUGGAACAGAGACAACGACAAUCCUCAACGACAUCUCAAGUAAUGACGGAUUAUUGCCGAUGUAUGAGAAGAAUCAAGCCUAGGACCUGCAUAAAUGGACGAGAACGACUUUCAUAGGUGUUGUGUUUAUCGUUCUUUAACUAUAACUACACAAACAUUCGCUGUGAGAUGAAACAAGACAAAAAUGCUCGGCGAACUUCUGAUCUGAACUUAAAAACAUAAAUUAUAGAAAUGAAAGAAAACAACCUCAUCAAUCCAUUAACUGGACGAAUUUUAAUCCCAAAAAACUGUCUCCAAAUUUUUUCGAAUGUGUUCAAAAUUUAUUUUAAAAAAAAAGAUGAAUCAAAAUUAUAUUUCUCAUGUUCUUUUAUAAACUUUUUAGGCCAACUUUUCAAAACAAAAAAGAUUAAAUUUUAAAAAGAUUUGUCAUUAGCUGAGAAUAAAAGAAAGUCAUUUUAAAGCAAUUGUUUGAAAGUAAAGUUUUCUUUCAGUACUUAAUCUAUUUGAAAAUAGUUUUUUUUAUUUGGAGGCAAAGAUGAUAAAAUAUGAUCGUCGGAUCAAAAUAAUUACAUUAAGUCUAAGAUGUUAUGUAAGUGCUAGAAAAACAUGAAAACGCUUUCUUAUUAAAGCUUCAGAUUUAAGGACAAAAGAAACAUGAAAAUAAUUAAAAACUUUAGUGAACCUCGAUGAUAUCCUGUCCCUAACUUCCCAAACAUGAUGAUGUAUUAAUAAUGGAUGUGAAAUUUAUUGUAUUUUAUGAUGAUGACAGUAAAAGAACAUAAAUUAUAAACAAACCUUUAAUGUGCAUAUUCAGUGUAAAAGAUCAUGCACAAUCUAUGUUGGAAAGAGAAGAGAACAUUGAUUACAUAAUUUUAAGUGACUGACUGUUUUUUCGCGCUGUGAAGCACACAAAAAUGAAUCAUUGAUUUAAGAAAUAAAAAGAAUUGAAAGACGAAUGAAUGAUUUUUGAGAGAGUGUGCACUGAGAAUCUGGAGAAUGUUUUCUUGAUUGAUCAGAAAUUAAAUCGACUGCUUUGAAAGCUCAAUAUUUAAUUUCACUGAAUAUCUUUAAACUUUUCUCUGUGUAGACAAUUUAUGAUGAUUGUGUGAUUGACAUAAAAGUUGUAAGUGAUAAAUGAAAGAUCAGGAUUAUCGAUGACAUAUUUUAUCAUGACCGGUAUUACUUAGUCAAUCGUUGUGAAAGCUUUCAACUUACUUUUCUCUCUCUCUCUCUCUCCUGCCAAUUCUAAUUUCAAUGUUCUUAAGCUAAGAACUUUGUGAAUGUUUCUUUUCUAUUUAUAAUUCUUCCACACUUCUUUCUGUCAAUUUCAUUUAACUUGAAACUAUUUCCAAAAAAAAUUAAGAUAAAACAAUAAGAACUGUGGACACGAAAGCUUCCGUAAUUUUCAUUUUAUGAUAUUAAGUCAAGAUGUAAAAAAGAAAUAUAUUUUUGCAAAAAUAAGAAUAUUGUAAUGACAUUGAUUGGAAGGAAUUUAUUUCCUUUCCCUUCAUUAAAAGAGCUUUGGAAAGAUUUCUAAUUUUCCUUAAUUAGAACUACGAAAAACUCUUGAAUUAAUAGCAAGAAAAAUUAACAACUUUUUUCUUAUGUUUUUGCACAGCAAAACAAUAUUUAAUAAAAAAAUAUUCCCACUGAUCAUAAAUACAUAAAUAGAAGUGAAAAGUAGAGAAAUAAAAAAAGAAGAAUCACCAGAAAAUUUAAAAGAUUUAUUUAAGGAAUUAACAAAAUGCUGUAAAUCAAUUGCCACAAUAACUAUUCCCAUUUCCCAUUAUUCCCCGAAACCACACAACACUUUAACAAAAGAAAAUAAACUCAAAAGUUGUCUAUCGUUAUCGUAAGUAAGAAAUAGCUUAAAUUUGUAAAACUGAUGAAAGCUUAUUUUGCAAACAGCUAGUCAUAUCUUGAAAGACAAAUCCCAAAAAGAAAAAGAGAAAAAAAUGAAAGAGAUCAGCAAAAGAAGUUGGAAAUUUUAUAUACCUAAUUCGUCAUUUUGUCAUUUGGUUCUGUCAUGUCAAAAGGAAUGAAUGAAAUUUAAAAAUAAAUGAAAAGUCAGAAAUACUCACGAAGAAUUUUUAUCAAAAAAUAUAUUUAUAAAAAUGUGAACCUAUUGGUGUGUUCAGAUUCUUCUUGAUUGAUAUCAUGUCUUGAUAAAAUAUCAGAAAGAAGAAUCCACGAAAAAUCAAUGGCUCAAAGUUUGUGAAUCAGAACGAAAACGAAUUGUGAAAUAAUUUUUUCUAAUGAAAAUUAUAAUUGCAAGAAUUCCUCAAUAUCCAACACUGCUUAAAAAAUAUUGAAACUUUAAUUCAUUUCAUUUAAAAGAAAUUUAUUUUGAGCUGCCUCUGGCAGAUUUUAUUUCCAAUCAAAUCCCCAUUCACAAUGACCAUGAAUUUAAUCACUUAUCAGUUUUAAUUUAAAACUAAUAAUUGAGAGUCACAUGAACGAGAACGAUAAAGAAGAAAUUGUAAACAACAGAGUCAAUAUAACAAAUCAUAUAAAAAGUUCGGUUUCUUCUGGGAAGAUCUAAAGAGUUUCGAAAGUUUCUCUAACUUAGUAUUCCUAUUAACUCUUGACUGUCGAAUCAAGAAAUUCUUUUUUCAUUCACUUAAGAACCGAACGAUUGAAAAGGCAUAAAUAGUAAUUAUAAAUAAAGCUGUAUAAUAAAAAUUUGUAAGUUAGAAAAUUAUAAACUAAAAAUUUAUGAAAGUGUGAUAAUUUUUUUUAAAAGAUGAUGUUACUGAUCAUUGAAGUCGGAAUGAACGGAAAGAAGUAAAGAAACCUCAGAAUCAUGAAUGAAUUGUAGUCGGAACUUUAUUAUCAAGAACCUCUUCCCUGGAGCCUCAAUUAAUUGUUUUUUAUAAUUUUCCAUUUUAUCUCAUUUGAAUGAAAGAUAAAUGCAUGCAAAAGCAGAAAUAUCCUAAUCUGAAAUAUUUUAAGUCUCCAUUCAAAACCUACCAAUAGAAUAUUUUAUUUAUUUUCAGUAAAAAUUAAAUCAAAAAAUUCUUUUAAUAGUUUAAAUCAUAGGGAUUAUAUGAGAAAUGAAGAGAUAAUAAAGAAAAUCUUUCUUAAAAAGGCG
Messenger RNA from Clunio marinus, 4598 nucleotides. The record is from the annotation of a GenBank genome assembly. Lineage: Eukaryota; Metazoa; Arthropoda; Insecta; Diptera; Chironomidae.